Daktulosphaira vitifoliae (grape phylloxera) is the source of this 1997-nucleotide messenger RNA. RefSeq lists its product as uncharacterized. The transcript has 13 exons. The record is from RefSeq and is a predicted model, not a curated record. NCBI's taxonomy places the organism in Eukaryota, Metazoa, Arthropoda, Insecta, Hemiptera, Phylloxeridae. The coding region runs from base 19 to 1518 and encodes 499 amino acids.
CUAAAUUGCCAAGAAAAAAUGAUUGUGUAUACAUGUUUACAUAUCUUUAUGUUUUCGGGAUUAAUACUUACAACGAUUGCUAAUGAAAUAAUUGAAUACUUGUCUUUUAAAAACUUACCAGUGGCACAAGAAGAAUUUUAUAAUUGCUUUAAUAACAUUGAAUUUGACGACAAUAUACAAAUAGAUAAAGAUUCAUUAUAUAUAUUUUUAAAUGACAUAAGAGAUAGAUAUGUUUCCGGUAAUUUACAACCGAUCAAUACGAGUAAAGAAGUAAUAAAAUUUAUUAGAGGGUCCGUUGAUUUAACACUAAGUAAGACCAGUAAAGAAUUAAUGAAAUUAAUUGGAUUGUAUGAAGAUUUAACACUAAACAAGACAAGUAAAGAAUUAAUGAACUUCAAAGGAGGACAAACAUCAAUUAUUAUAAAAGAUUUUGAAAUCUGCUGUACUAAGUUUCAUAAGAGAUUGUUCAGGGUUGAAGAGCCUAUAUUAACGGGACAUAGUGAUAUUGUUGCCAAGGCUUUAAAAAAACAUUCUGCAGCUGUAAAUAUGUUGUAUGACUGCAUUGAAAAGUAUAGUAUUUUUCCGGGACAUCUAAAAUACAAAUUGAACGAUGAGUCUUUCCGUCAAUCUACGAUCAGCGAUUUAAAGGAAGUUAUCUCUAAAACCCGCACUCUUCAAUCACUGGUUAACCGUGUUCCAAUACAUAUUUUUGGUAAUAAUUACAGUAAUUUUGCGAAGUAUUGUUCUGCAGCAUAUUAUACUUUUUUGAUCUCCGAUAAUAAUGGAAUUUUUUUUUCAAAAACUGUUGAAGGAAUAAUGAGUUUAAUAACAUUGAAGAAUUUAUCUCGUGCUAAAACAGCGCUGUACAAUUGCUUCACGAACAAUAAUUUAAUCGAUUUUAUAAAAAAUCGUAAAUCUUUUGAUAGAUUUUUAAAUAGACUAAGGAAAAGAAUUCUUUCUGCCGAUAUCCUACCUAGAAAUGCUCAUGACGAAAUAAUUGAAUUUUUAAAAGAAGAUUUAUCAAAUUUUACGAAUGAAAUAAUUAAUUGCUCCACUAUUUUUCAUUCAACAUUGUUUGAAGUGACAGAACCUGAAUGUCUCUUAGAGUUGAGUCAGAAUGGUAAAAAUACAUUAAAUGAGAUUUUAGAAAAUGAAAACGUGGAUGAUCUUGUGUCUAAAAGAUAUGAUGUAGCAAUUGAUAUUCUGUAUGAAUGCUACGAAAAGUAUAGAUGUUUUCCAGGAAUAAAAAAGAAGAUAUUGAACCAUAAGUCUUUCCGUGAAUCUACGAUCUGCGAUUUAAAGGAAGUUAUCUCUAAAACUCGCACUCCCCAAUCACUGGUUAACGGUGUUUUAGUAUAUAUUUUUGGUAAUAAUUACAAUAAUUUUGCGAAGUAUUGUUCUGCAGCUUAUUAUACUUUAAUAACUUUAGAUGAAAAUCGCUCUCGACCAUGGUUUAUUCUCGGUGAAAAGUACUUAGCAUCUCUUAAAAAUGUUUUUCGAUUUCCCCAUCAAUUGUGAUAUGAAAUUCUGAACUUGUUAUAAUUUUAAUAAGAAAAAUGUAAAAAAAAAAAAGUUCUAUUUAUAUUUAAAUAUUUUUAUUGUUGGUGCAACCACUGUGGGUUAGAGGGUUGUAACCCUCCUUCUAUAUGUUUAGCGAUGUUUACAUUUUUUAGUCAUGCAUAAACAAUUUUUUUGAGAAUUUAAUUUCGUUUUUGCUUAUUUGAAUUUUCUUAAUUAGCGAUUCAAAGUACACAAUUUAUGAUAAGAAAAAAUAAAAAGGUUAUUAUUAAUUUUGAAAUUAAACCUUCCCCCAUGAAAUUAUUUUCUGGUUGCACCACUGGUUUUGAUUAACUUUGUAUUUAAUUCAUAAUAACUCAUUAUUGUAAUAAGAAUAUAAUUCAAAAUAUAAUUUUGAUUUUGACAAUUUUAUUUUAUUUAUCCAUUUACUUCAUAAUUAUUUAUUACUUUAAAGAUUAAACGUUUUUUCAGACAUUUUU